CGAACCUUAGCUUCUGUCCUAAUUCAAUGAUAUGUGGAAUGAACACGGUCAACUUCAAAGCAUACGUUCGGUUACGAGCCUCAUGUGACCGGUCUAUUUGGCCCGAACCCAAUGGAGAGUUUUCCCGCCCACUACCACUGUCUCGUCCGGUGUUUCUUACUCACUUGCUUACUCGCCCAAGCAAAAGGAAGGCUUAAAUACACGGAAACUUCUUCUCUCUCACUGUCUCCCUCCCUCUCCUUCCCUCUCCCCCCUUCUCUCUCUAGAGUCUCGAAUGCGAUUUUGGUGCCAUCUUUUCGCUCUUCGAUAGCAUGGCUAGGAGCUGGCUUAUUGAUGUUGGAGGGUUUGCCAAGAAAGUGAAAAGCAGUUCUCUGCCCUCAGCUGAGCAAAUCAAAGACUGUGGGGCAUAUCGUCAAUGUCCAAAUUGUCAUUGGCAUAUUGAUAAUAGUGAUGUUUUUCCUGAUUGGCCUGGCUUUCCUGCUGGUGUAAAAUUUGAUCCUUCUGAUAUAGAACUCUUGCACCAUUUAGCAGCAAAAUGUGGCAUUGGAAAUGCAGAGCCACACAUGUUUAUCCAUGAGUUCAUUCCAACGCUGGAGGGUGCUGAGGGGAUUUGCUACACUCAUCCUGAGAAUCUUCCAGGUGCUAAAAAGGAUGGGAGUAGUGUCCAUUUCUUCCAUAGAACAAUUAAUGCCUAUACUUGUGGUCAACGAAAGCGUCGAAAAAUUCAUCAUCAUCAUGGUGCAACUGAGGAGCAUGUGCGGUGGCACAAGACAGGUAAAACCAAAUCUGUAGUGGAAGAUGGCCUACACAAAGGCUUUAAAAAGAUCAUGGUUCUUUAUGUAAGACCUGAGAAAGGUUCAAAGCCAUAUAAAUCGAAUUGGGUGAUGCAUCAAUACCAUCUGGGGACUGAAGAAGAGGAGAAGGAAGGUGAAUAUGUGGUCUCAAAGGUUUUUUAUCAGAAGAAGCAGCUUGAGAAAAAUGAGGAGAAUCCAUUAGUUGAAGAAUCAGAUAAUAUGGCAUCACGAACAAGUCCAAGAACCCCAAAUCCAAAUCCCCGCAAUCCACCUCGACCAGGAAAUUCUGCUGACUGUGAUGAUAAUUUUGAUGAAAAAGUACUCCUGUCAUUCAAUAAGGAUGCCGAGUCUGUCCCUGGAGAGCCAAGUGCACCGGCAAUUGAUGUUCAGGAUGAGGAUAAUACGAGUGGCCCUGCAUGGUUGGCUGGUGAAUCACAGGCUGCUGAAAACUCUGACUUUGAUGGCUUGGAUGACAUAUUAUUGUGCAAGGAGAUCUUAGAUUCUUCUGCUAGACUAAAUGAUUCUGGAAUGAACUCCACCAUUGUUAAUGGCUUUGCCAGCAACACAAACUUGUCAGUUGGAAAUGACAAUGCAUCCUUUGGAAUCUCUGACCUGGAUAACUUGGAAUUGGAUACUCCUCCAGAUUUCCAACUUUCUAACUUGCAGUUUUGUUCUCAAGACAGUAUACUUGACUGGAUAGACAGACUAUGAUUCUCAUUAAGCUCCCUGUAACUGUUCUAUUCACUCACCUGUAUAGCAGAAACAUUACUGGCUAUCUCAGGUUCCUAAACUCUUUCGGCUUCCCAUUAAGUUGACUCUGGAGUUUGAGCACUCUGCAUGAGGGUGGUGUUUACAUGAAUUUGUAGUUGAACUGUGACUCGUUAUGUGCAAGGCAUGGAAGUGGCAUGUUGAUCUAUAUUGUAAUGUAUUGCGUGUUGAAUGUAUGUAAAGAUUACCAGCAAAUUGGCUGAAUAUUACCAAUUAUGCUUCUUUAAUUGAUAAUAUGGGAAAUUGUGUGUCAA
This is a messenger RNA of Prosopis cineraria, 1816 nucleotides long. RefSeq names its product SUPPRESSOR OF GAMMA RESPONSE 1-like. Gene Ontology annotation, cellular component: nucleus. The coding region runs from base 312 to 1505 and encodes 397 amino acids. The record is from RefSeq and is a predicted model, not a curated record. Lineage: Eukaryota; Viridiplantae; Streptophyta; Magnoliopsida; Fabales; Fabaceae. Gene Ontology annotation, molecular function: DNA-binding transcription factor activity; transcription cis-regulatory region binding. The transcript has 7 exons. Gene Ontology annotation, biological process: regulation of DNA-templated transcription.